AUGGGUUACACGAUGCGAGGCAUAACAUUGCCGCUGCUGCUUCUUGCGCUUUUCGUAGCGUCCGCCUCCGUCGCGCCUAGUGAGUUCCCACACCUCCCAAUCCCGGAGCUACUGGCGGAGACAUUGGCGGUGAUACCGGCGGAGACAGUGGCGGAGAACCUGGCGGAGAGACCGGCGGAGAGACUGGCGGGGAGACUGGUGGAGAACCUGGGGUCCCUGGUGGAGACGCCGGCGACGGUCAGGGCGGUUCUGACAGCCCCCCUGGCGGCGACAAUGGGGGUUCGGAAGGCGGCAACGGCGCGCCACUUAUCGGAGCUGGCGGAAGUGGCGGAAAGGGCAGAAAGGGUGGGAAGGGCGGUAAGGGUGGGAAGGGCGGGAAGGGGGGAAAGGGAGGGAAAGGGGGUAAGGGGGGAAAGGGAGGGUACCCUGGUAACCAGCAGGGUGGGCCUGGCGGAGAGCAGGGGGGAACUGGCGGAGAUCAGGGUGGAUCCGGCGGGGAGAAGGGGGGAACCGGCGGGCAGCAAGGGGGAUCAGGUGGAGAGCAGGGCGGGGCUGGUGGGGAGCAGGGGGGAUCAAGGGGGAGGGGAGGGUAGCCAGACCGCCGGCACGACGAGCACCGGAAAGGGCGGAAAGGCUGGAAAGGGCGGGAAGGGUGGGAAAGGAGGGAAGGGGGGCAAGGGUGGAAAGGGCGGCAAGGGUGGAAAGAAAUAA
Molecule: messenger RNA, 711 nt
Organism: Closterium sp. NIES-65
Lineage: Eukaryota; Viridiplantae; Streptophyta; Zygnematophyceae; Desmidiales; Closteriaceae
Source: the annotation of a GenBank genome assembly